Desarmillaria tabescens is the source of this 816-nucleotide messenger RNA. RefSeq lists its product as uncharacterized. The transcript is spliced from 2 exons. The record is from RefSeq and is a predicted model, not a curated record. NCBI's taxonomy places the organism in Eukaryota, Fungi, Basidiomycota, Agaricomycetes, Agaricales, Physalacriaceae. Bases 205 to 756 code for a protein of 183 amino acids.
AGAAGAGAAAGGUACACUAUACCUCCCCGCAGACAAGACCCUGAAGUGGAAUCAACCCAGCAGUUUUCCGAAUCUUCAUCUCAGGCUCGGAACGAAAGUCAACAAGUCCAUCACCCUGACGCAUCGCAUAUGAGUGCGACUAAUUGCCACCUUCUUUAGCGUGGUGCUAAUCUCUGAUACGUAGACUCUCCUGCACAAGCAUCUAUGCCUCCAGAGAAUCGAAUGACGAUCGCUCUGCUCCUCGAACGACCGAGAUUGAAAUACAAGUUGCCCAAGAACUGCCUUAGCUUAGAGAACCCUCGAUUAAGCGACCCGGCUUCACUGUGGUGUAGAUACUAUUCGUUCUACACCGGAAGGAUCCCCCUUCCCAGAGGAAUCCGGCCCACAGCUCGUGGGUUACCAAGAUACAAUGAUGUGGUAGGAUGGCGAGCUUUCGUAUGUUUCCGUCCACCGACAGGGAUACACCUCGAAGAUUCGGCCGCUUCGCCCCACGUUCUGUUUCUGGAGGCUCUUAUGACUCUGUUCUCAUCGGCCGGUGCAUAUCUCGCUAUCUGUAAGCGGCUCAAUCUGAAGUGCAACGAAACUGGAGUGCUAUCGGGAUAUAAAGGACCGUUUAUGGUUGAUAAUCAGGAAGAGAUGGUUGAAGAGGUAGCAAAGCAUCUCAACAACUGUGGUGUUACCGUCCUGUUUGCCGAGCAGUAUAUAUUACCUUUCAUGACGGAGCUGAAGAGGCAGCGAAAUAUUGUUGAGAAUUAGGUAGAUUUCGUUCUGGAAGUAGUACAUUUUUAUUGAACAUCUUGAAAUGCAUCCGUGUCA